CGUGUGCGCUCACUUUGUUUUGCUUUUGUUCGAUGAGUUUGAUUAAAUAAAUCCUGCAUAAAACAUGGGGGCAAAGAACAAAAAGGCCAGCGCGGAUGCGGUUUACGCCAAAAAGACGGUAAAGUCCGCUAAUCCCUUCGACAACACCGCUUCUCAGUCCAGUAAACGCGGGCAGAAUCCCUUUGAUGUGCACGUGAACAAGGAGAAGUUUAAGAUUCUGGGCAGGAUCUGCAAGCAUGACAGAGGAAUGCCGGGCGUGUCCAGGGCAAAGGCUCUGCAGAAGAGAGCCCAGACCUUGGGGCAGCAGUUUGCGGUAAAGCACAAGACCAACAGGUUCAAGGAUAACCGUAUUGGGAAGCACCUUAGCGGUGACCAGCUGACCGAAUCUGUGAUGAACGCCCGUUACCUGGCCGAAAAAAUGUCGCAGGUGCGACAGUCCCAUAAAGCGGAGACGUUCAAUCUGAACGAUGACGAGCUGCUAACGCACAGAGGCCAGACUCUAGAGGAAAUUGAGCAGUACAGAGACGAAAGAUCCGACGACGAAGAACUGGAUGAUGAGGGUUUGGAUGCUGAUUUCACAUCUGCUGCCCACUUCGGAGGGGACGGAGAUACCGUCCAGGAUCGACAGACCGCCAUCGAGGAAAUGAUCGCCGAGCAGAAGCGACGCAAAAAUGAAAUCGUCAAGGAGAAGGACGAGGUGUACGAGCUCACCGAAAAACUAGACGCCAACUACAAGCUGUUGCUGCCGCUGGUGGCCAAAGCCACUAAGGAUGAGCAGGACGCCAAGCCGCCACCAGAUGCCUACGACACUCUUAAGGAAAUGAUCUUUGAGCCGCGCGGCAGUGUUACGGAUAAGCUGAUCAAUCCCGACGAGUUGGCCAAACAGGAGGCGGCACGUUUGGAGAAGCUAGAAGCGGAGAGAUUGCGCAGAAUGCGUGCGGACGGCGAAGAGGAGGAGGAGACUUCCAUUUCCCAGCCCAAGCAUCGGUCAGCAGACGACCUGGAUGACGGCUACGGCUACUUUGCCGGUGAUGAUGAGGAGGAUGAUACCCUGGCGUAUGAUUUAGAUGGAAAUCUGGGUACCCACCUUAAUGGCAAAAAGGAAGUUGCAGUAGAGCAAGAAAAGGAGGAGGAUACUGGUGACGAAGAGAGCGAUGGGGAGGAGGAAGAGGACUCCGAUGAGGAGAGCGAUUCGGAUGUGAAUAAUCUGAGUGACUUAAAAGAAUCGGAAAGUGAAAGUGAAGCUGAAGCGAAAGUACUUCCCAGCCGAGUAAAAAAAACUUCAGAGGGAAAACCAUCCGUCUCCAUGGACACCAAUAUACCCUUCACCAUAAAGAUGCCCAAGACCUACGAGGACUUUACGGCACUUCUCUCCAAACACGCUAUUUCCCAGCAGGCGACAAUUGUGGAAAGGAUUAUCAAGUGCAAUCAUCCCAAACUAGAAGGUGUUAACCGCGAGAAUGUGGUCAAGUUGUACUCUUUCCUGCUGCAGUACCUCAAGGAUUUGUUUGAAGAUGCCAGCGAUCACGAUAUCCGGGAGCAUUUCCAACUGCUCUCACAGCUUAUGCCGCACCUGUAUGACUUGACCCAACUGAAUCCGGAACGGAUGUCCAAUACCUUGCUAGAGGUAAUCAAGGAGAAGUAUGGGGAGUUCAGAAAAAACCACAAGACAUAUCCGUCACUGGACACAUUGGUUUACUUAAAGCUCGUGGCCAACCUGUACUCCACCUCGGACUUUCGCCACCCAGUGGUCACUCCCUGCAUUAUAUUCAUGCAACACAUCCUCUCUAGAGCGCGCGUUCGAACGCGUCAGGUAUCCAUGGGACUGUUUCUGGUCACCGUGGUCUUGGAGUUCGCUUCCCAAUCCAAGAGAAUGCUCCCAGCCGUUUUUAACUUCCUACAAGGUAUUGUGCACAUGUCCAUACCAAAGCGGGAUGUUCAGCAGCUAGAGAUCACACCACCGUUCGAGCGAGAUGGCCCAUUGAGCAAACUUCUGGCCCUUCCAGUUAAGAGUAAGGAAUGUAAGGACUUGGAGAACCAACACCUGCAGUCGGUGGAUCUGGUGACCCAAACAAUCACUCCGGAUUUCAAGGUUCGAGCAUUGGAUGCAGCACUCCUGCUUAUCAAAGAAGCCCUUCAGUUGGUGGAGGAGCAUGUUGGUGCCUGCUAUCUGGCCAAACCCUUCCUUAGAUUGCUCGUCCGCCUACCACUUGAACCCUAUCCCGAGCAUGUCCACCUCCAUCACAAAGAAGCCACUGAACUGGCGAAAAAGCUGGGAGCAAAAAUGAAGCGUCUGGCUCCAGCGGAAAGGAAACCAAAGGCUCUUCGGCUGCUAGAACCGCGAUUCGAAGCUGUGUACGAUGAUAAGCGGCGGCCCAAAAUGUCCAAGGCCAAGGAAGAGCGGGCCAAGUUGCUGCACAAAAUCAAGCGCGAGAAAAAGGGCGCCAUUCGAGAGAUCCGCAGGGACACAGCCUUCGUCCAGGAGCUCAAACUCAAGCAGACUUUGCAAAGCGACAAGGAACGCCACGAGAAGGUCAAACGCAUCUACCAAGAGGCAUCCAUGCAACAGGGCGAGCUCAACGAGCUGGCUCGCGCCAAGAAGAAAAAGAAGUUCUAGUUGUUCUCUCGUUCCAGUUAGGCUGAUUUCGAUUUAGUUAUUAGCUAGGCUAGUACUAAGCUUCUGAAAGUAAAGAGCAGCGUGGUGCUGCUUCCAUAUUAAUA
Drosophila serrata is the source of this 2721-nucleotide messenger RNA. Its product is annotated as Nucleolar protein 14 homolog l(3)07882. Gene Ontology annotation, cellular component: nucleolus; small-subunit processome; Noc4p-Nop14p complex. Gene Ontology annotation, biological process: maturation of SSU-rRNA. The record is from RefSeq and is a predicted model, not a curated record. Lineage: Eukaryota; Metazoa; Arthropoda; Insecta; Diptera; Drosophilidae.